UAACAUUAUUUUGUAUUCUGUGAUAUACUAUAAUAUAAUAAUUAAUAAUUCAUUUCGUAAAUUUACACUAUUAUUUGUGGUUGGUGUUUAACAUCUUGUCUAGUCUAUCGAUUUUUGGCACGGGAAUGCCAAUACAAUUUAAUACUCAUAAACUUACAAUAUUAUUAAUUGAUAGUGUAGAUUUUUUACCUUUUGACGCCUACAAAAUAUAUUUAGUAUACCACUUUUAGUCGUCGACACGAAUAAUAAUUGUUAUUGCACUUGAAAAUUAUUUAGGAUUUCAUUGAUGUUAUUCAACCUGGAUCUUUUGACACAUAAAAGUUCCAGAACUAAUUGAAAUUGGACUCAAAAAUAUCAUUGAAAAGUUUUCAUUGGUAAAUUCAAAUAUAUUGUUAAUUUGUUUUUACAAUGUCUUAUGCAAACGCACUAUCAAAAAAUUUGACAAAAACUCCCAUAGAGUUUAAAAAUCUACCAAAUGAGAAAAUAUUGUUUGUUAUGGAUUCUUAUGCAUUGUCUAAAACUGACAUUGAUUUCAGUCCUACUAAUAUAGAUCCAAUGUCUAGUGUGGCAAUAAUUCGAAGGGCAUACAGAUUUUUUGCAUUACAAAAGAAUCGGUUCCAAAAUAACUCUUUUGGUAUUUGUCUAUUAACCCCACACUCAUUUAAUCUAGUUAUGGAUUUUACAACAAAUAUUAAUGUUAUAAUUGAAAAAUUAUCAUUUAUAAUGGCUCAAAAUGAUAAACAUGAAGAAGUUGCUGCAUAUGAUUUCGGCCCUUUGUUAAAAUAUAUUGGUAAAUUAAGGAAUCUUCAUAAAGAUUGUAUAUUUAGAGUUAUCAUGACUUAUAACAGAGAUGACUGUUUACCGAUUAUCGAACCACUAGACAAAAAGACAUUUAAUAUUUUCUGUUCACCAACAUUUUAUUUUGAUACCGUUUAUGUAUGUGAAAAUAAUAUUGAAACAGAUGAGAUGGCUCAAACUAUUUAUGGUAAGCUGGCUCUAUUGUGUAGUACUUGGUCUCAAAAAGUAUGUGUUCAACGUAAGCCAAUGGCAAUUAUAAAUGGAAUUACAUCACUGUUGCCUCAUCCCUAUACAAGAGAGCUUACCACAAAAUGAAAAUUGUUUUAUUGUUAAAAAUAUUUAGUUUAAACUUGUAUAUUAUAAGUAAGUGAACCAAGCCUGAUUAUUGAGUAUAAAAUUUAUUUUUUAAUUCCUUACAUAUUUUUUUAUUUUUAAGUACUUAUUAUUGUUACCUAAUAAAAUUGUUGUGAAGAUGAGAACUCAAAUGGAUUUUUAAUACUAAAAUAAAUAAACAAACUUUUUAUGUAAUAUUCAAUCUACAGGUUCAUCAUUAUUUUAAAUACUCGUAUUUUUAAAAUAUAUAUAUAUUGAUUUCAAAUUAUUUGUGCUAAAUUUAUAAACAAGUCAUUAAUAAUGUUAUAUUUGAUCGCUAUAAAUGUUCUUUAUACUACUAUAAUACUAUAAACCAAAUCAAAAACUUAUUGAAAUAAUAUAAACUUGUAUAUGAAAUAUUGUUUUCAUUUCAUUCCAUUUGUCAUGGUUAUUAAGCAGAGAUGAUUGUAAAAAAACAAUACAAGGUCAUCUUGAAUUUAUGAAUGAUCAUGUACAUAGGCGUGCGCACUGGGGGUGCCUGGGCACCCCCCGGACACUUCACCGUAAACGACAAUGUCCCUAAUUAUUAAUUAAGUGUAAAUUAAAUUAAUGAAAUUGCUGACGAAUUCAAAAAUGUUGUUCUUUUUAAACGUCGAUUAUCAUAUUGAUCGUAUAUCCUUAUGUAAUAUUUAUUAGAAUGAAUAAUAAAAUAAAAUAAAUAUUUUUAGUACAUCUUUAAAAUAUUUGUCUGUAUCUAUAAUUGUUUUCAAAAUUAUUAUGGGGCCUAAUUUUUAGUGUGCACCCCCGGAAGCAAAAGUCUGCGCACGCCUAUGAUCAUGUAUGGUGUACGAGCUUUUAUGAACUAAUCUGUUACAAUAUUAUAAUAUAUUAAAUAAACUGUAAUUGAUUUUUA
Messenger RNA from Acyrthosiphon pisum (pea aphid), 2023 nucleotides. RefSeq lists its product as uncharacterized. Lineage: Eukaryota; Metazoa; Arthropoda; Insecta; Hemiptera; Aphididae. Gene Ontology annotation, cellular component: BRISC complex; BRCA1-A complex; nuclear body. The record is from RefSeq and is a predicted model, not a curated record. Gene Ontology annotation, biological process: positive regulation of DNA repair; double-strand break repair; mitotic G2 DNA damage checkpoint signaling. The transcript has 2 exons. The coding region runs from base 409 to 1113 and encodes 234 amino acids.